GUUACAUCAUAUCGCGCAUAUCCUAACCCUUCCGCCGGAAGCCGCGGUAGCACGUCAACCCGACGACAAGAAAGUUUCUACGGCAACGUUAGGUAGGUUAGCGCCUAGGUAGCCUUCGUCGACGUCAAUCACACCCGGGUAUAGCAACCGUAUCUAGCGAAAGGAUCCGACAUCGCGCCGCCUGAGCCUCGCUAGCACACGCACACGCAUCCAUGGAUACAUGCGCAUAGCCAUAGCCUUAGGGAAACGUAAAAAGUACCGUACGCGCAAAUGCAGCAAAUCAUCCCACGGGCGUCGCCCAGCCGUAAGGCCCUAAGCUCUUUCGUAUGCCAGUCGUGCCGGCGAUCCCUGCGCCGGUUCUCCGCGUCGCCGAACCGUAGGUCAGGAGGGGUCCCUCCGCCCCCUCCGUCCGGGUACGCCCACCUGUCCUCGCGGCGGCUCAUCAGCGUCGCGGGGCCGGACGCGCCCAGGUUCCUGCACGGCAUCAUCACGCGGUCCGUCGUCGCGGAGCCGAGCACGAGCGGCGGCCGACGCUUCAACCGGACCACCAAUGCCGAUGCCGCCGCCGACGCCGCGGCAAACUCGAUAGCCAGCACGCCGGGGUUCUACGCCGCGUUCCUGAACGCGACGGGCCGCGUGCUGCACGAUGUCUUCGUGUACCGCGACACCCUGGGCCUGAGCGGCGGCGGCGGCGCCGCGACAGCGGCCGAGGGCGAAGCUUUCGUCAUCGAGGUCGACGCCGACCAGGUGGACGUCCUGGCCCAUCACAUCAAGCGGUACAAGCUGCGCAGCAAGCUCGCCUGCCGGGUGCUCGACGCGGAAGAGUGCGCGGCGUGGCAGGUGUGGGACGACAGCAACGGCUCCUCUCCCCCAACACCCACACCGCAGGGUCUAGAAACGCAGUUAUCGCAGCUCCAAAACAGCAUCGUGCUCCCGGAUACGCGCGCGCCGGGAAUGGGAACGCGGGUCCUGCGGCUCGGCAGCGGCUCUGGGGCGGGGCACCUGGACCUGGACCUGGACCUGGAGAAGAGCGACGAGGCGGCGUACCGCGUGCGCCGGUACCUGCUGGGCGUGGCGGAGGGCCAGGCGGAGAUCCCGCGCGAGCAGGCGCUGCCGCUCGAGGCCAACAUGGACGUCUCGGGUGGCGUCGACUUCCGCAAGGGCUGCUACGUCGGCCAGGAGCUGACGAUCCGGACGCGGCACCGCGGCGUCGUGCGCAAGCGCAUCUUGCCGUGUCUGCUUUACCCCUCAUCCUCAUCCCCUUCCUCUUCAUCCCCGUCUCCCCCGCCGCCGCCGCCGAGGAAACUUGACUACAGCCCUUGGAUCGGGGGAGGGGAAGAACAGGGGGAGGGACAGGUCAUGUCGGCGGAGGACGUCCCGCCGAACCUGAGUAUCGGCCGCGACGGCGCGAAGGGCCGCAGCGCGGGGACCUGGUUAAGGGGUGUGGGCAACGUCGGGCUGGCGCUGUGCCGGUUGCAAAUCAUGACGGACGUGGAGCUCCCGGGGGAGACGGCGGCGGCGCCGUUCAACCCUGAUAAGGACGAAUUCGUGGUGAAGUGGGGCGCGGACGAGGAGGGCGGUGGUGGACAAUCCGUCAAGAUCAAGGCGUUUGUGCCGGAUUGGCUGCGGGAGAGGUUGAAUGAGGAUAAGAAUGCUGGUUCUGCUCACUAAGGAGGGUAUGUGGGAUGGAUUAAACGUAGGCGAGCUGUAUGGUAUACGCGUUUGUAUUAGAUAUGCUGGUAUCACUACUCUGAGGCCAAUGUACUUAUCAUAGAUAUUAGGGCCCGAUGAAUAAAUCAAGGCAACUUAGCAUGUUACCUAUCUAUUGGUUAUUUGUACGGUGAUGUGAAUGGGCCAGUUAUGCCUUAGCUUUAGGAAUAUCACAUUGCGUAUCGUUAAUUCAGCCAUUA
Messenger RNA from Annulohypoxylon truncatum, 1910 nucleotides. Its product is annotated as Aminomethyltransferase folate-binding domain-containing protein. The record is from RefSeq and is a predicted model, not a curated record. The transcript has a single exon. Gene Ontology annotation, cellular component: mitochondrial matrix. Gene Ontology annotation, molecular function: protein binding. The coding region runs from base 271 to 1671 and encodes 466 amino acids. NCBI's taxonomy places the organism in Eukaryota, Fungi, Ascomycota, Sordariomycetes, Xylariales, Hypoxylaceae.